Alosa sapidissima (American shad) is the source of this 3119-nucleotide messenger RNA. RefSeq names its product ganglioside induced differentiation associated protein 1-like 1 (gene gdap1l1). The transcript is spliced from 6 exons. Bases 268 to 1368 code for a protein of 366 amino acids. NCBI's taxonomy places the organism in Eukaryota, Metazoa, Chordata, Actinopteri, Clupeiformes, Clupeidae. The record is from RefSeq and is a predicted model, not a curated record.
UCACUCUGCGUCUCUAUCUAAAAGGAUCCGUGGGUUUUGUCACUGAGUCUACGGACACGGGACCGGGUUUUGAAAGGGAUUGAGUGAAGCGUCGACGUCUAAUCAAUGAUGCUCUGUUCGUGGUGCUGAAAUCCCCUGCUCUCUCCCUCGCUCGCUCUCUAUCUCUCUCGCUCUCUGUCUCUCUCUCUCAUCCGUACGUCCGUUCCUCCCUCUCUCUCCCUUUCACUCCCUCCCUGGUACCCUCUCACACGCACAAAAUCCUCUGUCAUGGCGUCUUCCAACCAUGUUACCCCCACCAACUGUAGCUGGUGGCCCAUCUCUGCCAUGGAAGAAGAUGGCAAAGAAACAGAUGGAGACGAAAGCCAAGAACCUACAAUAGAGCCCAAACCCUUCUCCAAAGAUAGGCUCGUGUUAUAUCACUGGACGCAGUCCUUCGCCUCUCAAAAGGUGCGUCUGGUGAUUAAUGAGAAGGGUUUGCUGUGUGAGGAGAGGGAUGUCAGCCUACCGCUGACCGAACACAAGGAGCCCUGGUUCAUGAGGCUGAACCUGGGCGAGGAGGUGCCCGUCUUCAUCCAUGGCGACACCAUCGUCAGCGACUACAACCAGAUCAUCGACUACUUAGAAGCCAACUUUUCUGGAGAGACGGUGGCCCAGCUGAUCCCAGAAGCAGAGAGCCCUAUACACGAGCGUGUGCAGCAGUACCGCCACCUACUGGACGGGCUGCCUAUGGACGCCUACACGCACGGUUGCAUCCUGCACCCUGAACUAACUGUAGACUCCAUGAUCCCAAAGUACGCCACCGCAGAGAUUCGCAGACACCUAGCUAAUGCAGCAUCAGAGCUGAUGAAGCUGGAUCACGAGGAGCCACAGCUGACAGAGCCAUACCUGUCUAAACAGAAGAAACUCAUGGCAAAGAUCUUGGACCACGACAACGUGAACUACCUGAAGAAGAUUCUGGGUGAACUAACAAUGGUACUAGACCAGGUAGAAGCUGAGCUUGAGAAGAGAAAAUUGGAAUAUGAAGGUCAGAGGUGUGAGUUGUGGCUGUGCGGGCCGGACUUCACGCUGGCAGACGUGUGGCUGGGAGCCACAUUGCAUCGCCUGAAGUUCUUGGGACUCUCUAAGAAAUACUGGGAGGAUGGGAGCCGGCCCAAUAUCCAGUCGUUUUUCGAGCGCGUGCAGAAACGCUACGCCUUCCGGAAGGUUCUGGGAGACAUCCACACCACCCUCCUGUCCGCAGUUCUACCCAACGCCUUCCGCAUGGUCAAAAAGAAGCCACCGUCCUUCUUCGGGGCGUCCUUCCUGAUGGGGUCGCUGGGGGGUAUGGGUUACUUUGCCUACUGGUUUUUAAAAAAGAAAUACAUGUAGUAAAAACACCCCCCUUCCCUUCCCUUCCCUCUUGUCUUCAGUGUAUGUGUAAUUUGUGUGAUGUUUCAACUUUUUUUCUGUAGCUUUGUUUUAUGACAGCAGGAAUAUAAGAGUCUGUACAGAGAACAACACCAAUACUCACAAGAUAAAUAAGAACAUUCCAUGACAGGGAGUUCUUCCUCUGACAGCACGUUUCCAGUUUAUCGAUGCCUUCAUCCUGGUUUCUUUCAGGAGUUUAUUGAUGUUAUUUUUUUAUGUUGGUGUUUCAUUUGUUUCUGCAUAUCUCUGGAGGCAUGCUUGAGGCCUUUGGCCAUUUUGACAAAAUAUCGGAAAGACAAAUAUUCAUAACCGUCUUACUGAUUGUGUUUAACUUGGUUGCGAUUAGUUUAUGACUUUGUGACAACAUAUUGCAGUCUGGUUUCCUUAAUGCCAAUCGUGGCAUUCACUUUUAGCCCAGUAGCCCUGUUGAUACUGUAUCUUUCCUUCGAAAACCUGAGACUCUCUCUGAAUUGUCUCCUGUUGCCAAAUACUGCCAAACUAAAUAAUGACCUUUACAUGAAUACGACAUAUUGGUUGACCAAGAAAAAAAAACAUCUAGUCAUUACCAUUUAAAGAAAUGAUACCAGACAACAGGAAAUGUUAGGCGACAUGAUGUGCAUUGAGUGAAAUCAAACUCAUUUAGUCAUCACUCCCUCCCUCCAUGUAGGACUGCACAAGUAGAUGCUGCACACUAGACCUCAUAUUAACUCACUGAUGGGACUCGCUCCUGCCAUUGCAUUGCAUGAUUUGACUGCCUUGAUCCAACAUCCAGCCAUGUAUCUGUGAGGUGUGGUUUGGCCAGGCAGGUGUGAUAGUAGUGACUUUAUGGUCAUAUUAACUAGGUUAGGUUGAAGACAUUCUGGGAAAUCUGGAUAUAACAAUGAAUUGAUAUACGAGAGCUCUUCUCACAAAAAUCCCUUUACAUUGGUUGAAUAUGUGUUAACCAUAAACAGUGGUGAUCUCAGUUGUGUAUGAAAUGUCUGUGCAUGACAAAACUAUGAACAAAUGUUGAAUGUGGUGAAGAAGUGUGUGUGUGUGUGUGUGUGUGUAUACAUGCUGGCAAGAUUGCUGCUGAUAUGUGUGUGUGUGUGUGUGUGUGUGUGUGUGUACUUGCUUCAUUAUCUGAGAUGUCACCUUCUGUCUAAUGUGUCCUGUCACUCUUGUCCCUCAGGAUGAAGGGGUGUGAUGUUUGAACUGAGUUAGGCCCUUUUGCUUAGGUGAGGGCAUUGAGGUGUGUAUGUUCAAGUGAGUGUGUUAUCUGUGGUCACGUGAUCAAAACGUGUGGUGCGGAAAGGACACGACAGGGUCAGCCCUCUACCACGACUAGCAGUGUGCUGUAUAGUUUCUAAUCUCAUGGAGCACUGCAGCUCUACCCAAUGGCAAUAAAGACAAACUAGUGGUAGAUCCUCAUUUAUGCUCUGAACGAAUGCUGUAUCAGUGUUACUGUGAUUGGUGUAGCUAACUAAGCAUGACUGCAGAAGAAAAUAUCUCCACCCUUCAUCGGUUACUCUGGUCCACUCCUACCGCUUCCUGCAGGCCUGUAGUUCUGUGAGGAAGAGCUGUUUGCCGUUGCCGACAAAUGGAAGUUCUCCAGCUUCACAUCCAAUGCAUCUUAAAUGGGUGACCUUAUCAAGGUCGAACUGGUGUAGGCGAGCAGUGGAUAGGUGGGGCAGGUUCAUGUUGUUUUCAGAGGGGGACUGUGAAUGGUGUUU